This is a messenger RNA of Melanotaenia boesemani (Boeseman's rainbowfish), 5055 nucleotides long. Its product is annotated as poliovirus receptor. Bases 365 to 1954 code for a protein of 529 amino acids. The record is from RefSeq and is a predicted model, not a curated record. The transcript is spliced from 7 exons. NCBI's taxonomy places the organism in Eukaryota, Metazoa, Chordata, Actinopteri, Atheriniformes, Melanotaeniidae.
CUCACGUUCGCAGAAACUAGUUGGAGCAGAGAGUCGGCGGCAGCACUUCAUUACAUCCUUAUCACCAGCUGGGAGAAUACUCACCUGUGCGCUGCCAGGACGAAUUCACUCGGAUUUUUUGUUUUUUUAAAAUUCGUUUAACUACUGUCCGCCUAAAAAGACGCAUUGAGAUACUCUUUUAACAAUUUCAGUUGGACCCCCCGUCGUCUGUCCAGUAGCCAAACAAGUUUUUCUUUUUCUUUUUUUCUGUUGCCUUGAAUAAGUGACACUUUACAACGACACCGCAUCUUAUCCGAAGGUGUUGCUUAUUCUAUUUCACAUUUAAUUUGGAGAGACUGCGUGCCUGGCUUCAGAGAGGAUCAUAAUGGCGAGACAUGACGCCCGAAAUUGGCCUGACUGCACUAAAAUGAUCGGACUGCUCUACUUUGUUUCGUCGAUACUUAUCCAACACGGAACAUCGGGUCAGAGGGUGAAGGUAGAGCCAGAGGUGUUGUCGUAUCCUGGCCAGACAGUCAACCUGCGCUGUGCCUUCUCGGAUGCCACAGGGGUGCAGCUCACAAUGAUCACGUGGAUCUAUGAGCCAAAGGAUGGAGAAAGGAUCAACAUAGCCGUUUUUCACCCCAACUUUGACCCCAACUACCCAGAGUCACCGGUGAAGGGAAGGGUCACAUUUGCACCCAGUCCACCAACCCUGUCCAACCCUUCUAUCCAGAUAAGUGGCGUUACAAUGACUGAUGAGGGGAAGUACGUCUGUGAAUAUGCAACCUACCCCGAUGGCAACGAGCAGGGAAUUACUCAGCUGGUCAUGUUGGCCAAGCCUCAGAACUCCGCCUCCAUCGUAACAGUGAACACUGGCACUCAGCCUGUUGUGGUGGCUCGCUGUGAGUCUGUAGAUGGUCGCCCUGCUGCAAAGAUCUCCUGGGUGACCACAGCCAAGGGCAACGCAACAACAUCCACUACAGCUGGGGCUAGCAACACUGUGACGGUGAGCAGCGAGUACAACCUGGUUCCCUCACCAGAGGACAACGGGAAAGACAUCAGCUGCGUGGUGGAGCACAGGACCCAAGUCAAACCAGAAAGCAUACCAUUAAAACUAGCCAUUCAGUAUGCCCCUGUGGUGGAAAUAAAGGGGUAUGACCAUAACUGGUAUUUGGGUCGUACAAAUGUGAUUCUCAUCUGUGAGGCUAAAGCCAACCCCAUUCCCACCACCAUCAACUGGAAAACCAUGUCAGGAGAGAUGCCAGACAAUGUGCAGAUCAACGGCAAUGAGCUGAAGGUGCUGAAGGUAGAUGAGACCAUUAACACCACUUUUGUCUGUGAGGUCAAUAAUCGCAUCGGGACGGGAAAGAGUCAGGUCACAGCAAUGAUACGAGAGCCCAGAUCGAGCCCAUCCAAUGCUGGUGUGGUGGCAGGAGCUAUUAUUGGUUCCCUGCUGGCCCUCCUUUUGGUAGCUGCCCUUAUUGCCGUGCUUGUCACCCGUAGCCGCAGGCAGCAGCAAGGUUACCGAGCCAACGGCGGCAGCGACAUGAAGACGCGCAUAUUCGGUGGUGGCAAGAAAGCGAGCAAGAAUGGCACAGGUGUCGGGGGCAGCAGUGUCGGAGGUGGUAACAACAACGGCCCCAUCUAUGUUUACAAUGAGAGCUCGUCCCAUCAGGGCCUUGGAGAGAAAAACAACCACCACCAGCCACUCACAAUCGGGGGGCGGCCUGAAGUUGUUGCCACUACGCCCACUGCCCAAGACAUCCUGCUGAGCAACGAAUUAGACGAAGCAGAGAGGAGGAAGUUUGAUGAGAUGGAAGAGGAGGAGAGGUAUGACCACUUUUCUGGAGGGGCCCCAAUCCUUCAGCUACGCCCACCUCAUGACCAGGAUGAUAUGAUUGGAGAUUACCUGGAUGAUGACAUGGAGUCCCAGCGGGAUGGCUCUGUCAUCUCACGGACUGCAGUUUACGUAUAGAGGAGGAGGAGAGCAACAGAGGAGAAGGGAGAAAAAAAAAGAGGCUUGAGAAUUACUCUUGAGGAUUUCGUGGCUUUGGGGUCUUGUUCCUGUCUGGUAGAGAAAAGAAUACCAUUUUUAUUUUUGCUAAUUGAUUUUAAAUGUAUCCUAAUAUUAAUCACAAUGCAGCCCCAGACUGGACUGAAUAAGAGGGUGUGUGGGAUAUUUUAAAAGGAGGGUUGUCAGGUCUCUAUGAAUUGAAAAGCAGAAGAGAAAAGAACAACUCAUCUCCCACUACUUCUGCUCAUUCUCUCUUCACCAUUGGGACCUUGACUCUUGACUGACAGACUAAAGAGAAACUAUACAGUGUGGGAGUAAGGUAAUGGAUUACAGGAUGCAUCUGACUUGCAUAUUCUCUUACCUUCACUUGGGGGGGUGGGGUUUGCACAGUUUGUUGCCCUCAAUUGUCAGUCCUGUUUUGGUAAUGUUUUAUGCUGUAACAUCUGGUGUGUUUGUGUACAGAAGAUACCUAUGAGGUGUAUUGGGGAAGUGAACUGUUAAUUUUCUCAUGCCUAAUAAUGAGUUCUCUUAUCUGCCUUCCUCUAAAACUUUGAAAAAGGAUCUCUGAAGAUUAUCAGCAACAAUAGAGCUUCUAGAAUUGGGCUGAACCAAAUUUGAUAACCUUGUUGUCCUUUUUGGGCUUCACCAUAACAAAAAGCAGACAAUUUUAACAAAGUAAGUUUGUGGAGAGUUUGAAACAAUGUCUUAACAAGGUAUUCACAUGCAAACUUUUGUACUGUGCCUGGAGGUAAGAGACGGUAAACAAGCGAUGAGGGAAUGAGGUGCAGCCAAUCUGACAGGGUCAAGGGAUGAAGAGGGAUGUAGGAGAACGAGAAAUGAGCAUGUCUCUUCUUUUCUCUUCCUCCUCAUUUUCAUCUCCUCAGAGCUCUCCUGACAGGAGGAGCUUGAUUGGUAAUGAGCCGUGAAGUCUCUCGCUUAGCUGGGACCAGCAGAUUGCCACCACUUAUCGUUUAUGACGUGGUAUUUCCUCUUCUUCAUACCACUGCGAUUGUGUUCUCAUCCUUACAGCUCUCCCUCUUUCUUCAUCCCUCUCUCCGGUGUUUAUGAAGAGUUUAUGAUUUAUCCAGGGCAAAGCAGAGGUCAGGGCUACCGAGAGCAGAGGAGUAUUUUACUGCUCCCGAUGUGUCAAAUGCCCCACUUACUCGAGUCCAGCCCUGCCUGCCCUGACAUAUCAGGACUGACUAAUCCACCUGGAGUGGCCACACUUACUCCACCCCAGAGACAUCCUGCUUCCUUUCACGCUUUAGUAAAUGGCCGGAUGUAAGACAACCUCACAUCUAAAGAGUCUGCAUUAGCAAAGACUGAUUUUCAAUGAUAAUGAUAUAAUAUUUCUACCCAUUAGCAGAUUCGAAAGGUAGUGAAUUGAUUGAGAAAGAUAAAAAGUUGGGUAUUGACUAAGGGGUAACAUUUAGUAAAAUGGCCUUUUAUGAUCCAGGUUCAAGGCCAUUUAUUUCCCGUCUGUUAAUUCAUCUUUUUUAACAAACCACCGGAGGUCCGUCCAUUUAAGUCUGCGGUGUCAAAAGUUCUCGAGGGCUGUGUCUGCUGGUAUCGGAUCUGUCCUGCUGCAGCACAUCUGAAUCAAAUUAAUGAGUAAACAUCACUGGGCAGCAUAGACAACAAGGUGUUGAGGAGAGCCAUUUAAUUUGAAUCAGGUGUUUUGGCAAAGGGAAACAUAAAGCUUGCAAGAUUGUGGCCCUCGAGGACCGAAGUUGGACACCCUUGGCUUAAGUAAAUAUUCCUCCAUGACUACUGUACUACCACCAUGUUUGAGACUUGGUGUGUACAUUGGCAUGCAUCAGAGCUCUUCCAUUCACACUUUUCCCGGCCCUUUAAUCAGCUCACCUUUGACACCCAUAGGAGGAAUCCAGCGAGUGUGGUCUCGAUGUCUGGACCGACUUCUGUUAGGCCAGCAAAGAUUGAGGCUGGCUUUUGCUUCAGUUAGUAAGGUCAAAGAUGGUGGACCCUUGCCAAGGGCAAAGAUGACUGUGCUCGCCUGCAUCUCUUAUCAUGGUUGUUUAACCUUGACCUACUGAAGUCACACUUGAAUGCAGACCUUGUAUCUGUGUAGUUGGAGUCGGCCCUUAUUUGCCAUUGUGAUGGCUGGUAACCUUCAGACAGGCGGAAAGGGAACAGGAAAGAGACACAGGAGAAGACAAAAAUAGAGACAGCAUUUAGUGUUGAUCACCAUGUGGCAUAUUGUAAGCCUGCGUGUUCGAUAGGAUUAUCUUUUAAUGGCCUUAGCUUAUACAUAAAUGCAGGUCCUGUCAACCGGAGGUACAGUAAAUGUACUGAACACAGCUGAUUUGUCACAACCACUCUAUAUGAAAAUGUAUUACUUAUUUUUGCACUUGUGUUUGUCACGUCUACAAAGAGAAAUGAGUGUGAAACUUGGUUUAAAGGUUUUAAAAAAAAAACGGACAAAAAUUAUGUACAUUUUGAUGUAAGGUGUCUGUGUAUCAUAUGUCUCUUUAUUUUUCUUGUGAAAAUGUGCAUAUUUAUGAAAAAUGUAAAUAUCAGAUUGAUGGAGCCAGUUAUGCCUGGAAUGAAAAGGAAGACAUUCAGGCUUAGCCUAAAGUUCAAAUGUCUAGGAGGGAUGUCAGAAUGUAAUUUUUAAUAUGAUUACCUCAGUAGUUUGGGUGUUAACAACACACUCAACUAGCUGAGUCUAGUUGACCCAAAACCUAGGAAUCAAUUUUGUUUUGGGGAGAAAAUUAGAUAUACUUGUAAUUUAAUUUUCCAAUUUCCAUAUAAUAAGCACAGAAUUUCUUUGUGGACAAGUAGCUUUUUUUCCCCUCGUUUUGACUGCCACUCUGCGUAGGGCAAAAAUACACACAAUUUAUUAGGCAGAGUGUAACCACACAAGCAGUGUUACAUCUGAGUCAGCUUUCUGUUUGUGUAUAGUUGUGUGUUUGUGUAUUCCGGUGUCACUUGCAGGCUUUGGGACAUCUCUUUGCCAUUGGGGUUGUAACCUGAGUUGCUGCUCUCUGUCACUGUAAAAAAAAAAAAACUGGUAAACUGAAGUUUUUAUUGUGCAUUUUAAA